ACGACCCAGUCCCCUAAGCGUUCUCACCCCGUUUCUGGUUCCUCUGGUCACAGCACAAAUUUCCAGCUGGAAGGGGAAUGGAGACUAUGGGACCUAGGAGCAAGAGGUUCCAGGCUGCCUCACUCCCUUACAGAUGUUGACGUUAAAAGAGUAUUGGCAGAAAAACAGCCCUAGAGUUCCAGCAGGAGCGAACAGGAACAGGAAAACAAAUGGCAGUAUCCCUGAGAUAGCCACUUCUGGUGGUUGCCAGUCACCUGGGGAUUCAGCAACAGGUUUCCACAGGGAAGGCCCUACAUCAUCUGCUACCCUGAAAGAUCUGGAGAGCCCUUGCCAAGAACCAGCAGUAGUCCUGGAUUCAAGGUCCGUAGAAAUCGGUCAACUGAAGAACACCAUCAAAUCUUUGAAACAACAGAAGAAACAAGUGGAACAUCAGCUGGAAGAAGAAAAGAAAGCAAACAACAAGAAACAGAAAGCCAAAAGGGAGCUAGAGGUUCAAAUCCAGACAUUGAACAUACAGAAAGAGGAACUAAAUACGGACCUGUGCCACAUGAAACGUUCUCUCAGAUACUUUGAAGAAAAGUCCAAGGAUCUGGCUGUCCGCCUGCAACAUUCAUUGCAGCGUAAAGGAGAGUUAGAGAGUGUUCUCUCUGAUGCCAUGGCCACACAGAAGAAGAAGGCAAACCAGUUGUCCGGCCCCAGUAAAGCACGUAUGGAGUGGAAGUUAGAGCAGUCCAUGUGGGAGGAGGCACUGCUGAAAGCGCAGCUGACACAGUUGAAGGAGUCAUUUCAACAACUCCAAUUAGAAAGACAUGAGUAUGCUGAACAUCUAAAAGGAGAGAGGGCCCGGUGGCAGCAGAGGAUGAGAAAAAUGUCGCAGGAGAUUUGCACAUUAAAGAAAGAGAAGCAGCAAGAUAUGCGUCGGGUAGAGAAGCUGGAGAGGAGCUUGUCCAAACUCAAAAACCAGACGGCUGAACCCUUGCCCCCGGAGCCCCCAGCAGUGCCCUCUGAGGUGGAGCUGCAGCACCUGAGGAAGGAACUAGAGAGAGUGGCAGGAGAGCUCCAGGCCCAGGUCAAAAACAAUCAGCACAUAAGUCUCCUGAACCGGCGACAAGAAGAGAGGAUUCGGGAGCAGGAAGACAGGCUUCGGAAGCAGGAGGAGAGGCUUCAGGAGCAGCACGAGAAGCUUCAGCAGCUGGCCAAGCCACAGAGCGUCUUCGAGGAGCCGAACAAUGAGAACAAGAGCGCACUGCAGUUGGAGCAGCAAGUAAAGGAGCUACAGGAGAAGCUUGGUGAGGAGCACCUGGAAGCGGCCAGCCAGCAGAACCAGCAGCUAACAGCCCAGCCUAGCCUCAUGGCUCUCCCUGGGGAAGGACACGGAAGAGAACAUCUGGCCAGUGAGGGGGAGGAGGCACCUCAGCCCAUGCCGAGUGUCCCAGAGGACCUGGAGAGCAGGGAGGCCAUGAGCAGCUUUAUGGACCACCUGGAGGAGAAGGCAGACCUGAGUAAGCUGGUGAAGAAAAAAGAACUUUGCUUCAUCCGCCACUGGCGAGAGAGAUGCCAUCAGAAAAUCCAUCACCUUUUAUCAGAACCAGGGGGCCGUGCUAAAGAUGCGGCACUGGGAGGAGGACACCAUCAGGCUGGAGCUCAGGGAGGAGAUGACGGUGAAGCUGCUGCAGCUGCAGCAGAUGGUAUUGCGGCUUACAGCAACUACAACAAUGGGCACAGAAAAUUCCUGGCCGCUGCCCACAACCCUGCUGAUGAGCCCAGUCUAGGAGCCCCAGCCGCCCAUGAGCUUGGGGCUGCAGACAAGCAUGGUGAUCUUUGUGAGGUGAGCCUCACCUCCUCUGCCCAAGGAGAGGCCAGGGAGGAUCCUCUCCUUGACAAGCCUACUGCACAGCCCAUCGUGCAGGACCACCAGGAGCACCCAGGCUUGGGCAGCAACUGCUGUGUGCCAUUCUUUCGCUGGGCUUGGCUGCCAAGAAGAAGGAGAUAAACAUCACCAUCAUCAAAGAGCUGCUCAAGAAAUUUUUAAAUAAGAAACCAAGUUAUGGGGUUAAUCUCCUACAGAAUUCAUUUACUUCCUUUGAAUGUUAGAGUCACUCAUGAUUAUUUGUGUUUCUAAUUUAUAGUUUAAGUUUAUUUGUAAAAAGUUAAAAGACAGUGGGUGUCUGUGCCUCUCACUGAUGUUCACUCUGGCAUCCUUUAGCAUUUUUCUUUUUUAAUUUCAUAAUUGUAGGUCAUUAGCAUGCAUAUCGAGUUCGCCCUUACGUGGUGGGAGUUCAAACACACAAAGACCCACUCUUUGCCCAAAACUGUUCUCUUUGGUUUGGAAUAGGCUGCCAUGCUUUUUUAAUGUUAUUGCAGCAUGUAUAUUCACUACAGAAUUCAGACAAAAUUUGCCUAUGUUCUGCUGUUGUUUGAUCUAAUCUUAAUCACAGUGAGCUCUUCGUUAGCUCAAUAUGUAGUUUGCCCCCAAGUGUGCACUGUUUAUUACUUUGUAAUAUGCCACUAUGAGUACUGACAUUUAGAGUUGUUUAAAGGCCAAGAACUGGAAACAGCCUUUCCUCCAUUUUCUGUGUAUUGGUGAUGGGAGUGAUAACCUUUUGGGGGAGCUUUUUAAAUCUCACAAAAGAGGAAAGUGGCCUCCUCUGGCAGGUACGUGCAGGAUAGUGUGUUUCAUCUGUUCCGGUGCCAGGAAUUAGCGGUGUAUUAUGGUGGUUCCCUUAGGAUUUGUAUGUGCUCUGGGCUCAUGAAGAUACUGCAUCAUGAGCUGCAGCAGUUGCACUCUUUUUCGAUGACCUAAAAAGGGCUUAUUUCUGAGGAAUGAAAGGUUCCCAUCGUUGACUGUGGAUGUGGAAAAGCUUUCCUAGCUUAGAGCUUUUGUAUCUACAAUACAUUUUAAAGUCAGAGUUCGUGUUACCUGUUUUAAUCACAUGACUACAUGUCCCAGUACACAAAAGGGCACUGGUUGGCAUUCUUCUUAAUGUAUUUAGUGAAGAUCAUAAGAAAUCCUUUACGAGUUCAAACGUCCCUGGAACAGGCAUACAGGCUCUAGUCAAGAAUGAAUUAGAGUGAAGGAAAGCUGUGUGACACCUGGCAUUCCUCUCUGUUCACGGAGAUUCUUUGAGGCUUGAAGAUUGAUUUUACCAUCUAGACCUCUUUGGCUAAUACAUAUUCUUCAACCACCUUGGUUACUCUGACAUAGGAAUUUACUUCUUUUUCCUUGAAUGGAAAACACUUUAAAAAAUAAUAGAAACAUUAUUAUAAACUAAUAUAUGUGAGAUAGUUG
Pan troglodytes (chimpanzee) is the source of this 3289-nucleotide messenger RNA. RefSeq names its product putative golgin subfamily A member 8I. Lineage: Eukaryota; Metazoa; Chordata; Mammalia; Primates; Hominidae. Gene Ontology annotation, molecular function: protein binding. The record is from RefSeq and is a predicted model, not a curated record. Gene Ontology annotation, cellular component: cis-Golgi network; Golgi cis cisterna; Golgi apparatus. Gene Ontology annotation, biological process: Golgi organization. The coding region runs from base 134 to 1993 and encodes 619 amino acids. The transcript is spliced from 19 exons.